Molecule: messenger RNA, 1911 nt
Organism: Rangifer tarandus platyrhynchus (Svalbard reindeer)
Lineage: Eukaryota; Metazoa; Chordata; Mammalia; Artiodactyla; Cervidae
Source: the annotation of a GenBank genome assembly
AUGAUGCCAACCUUGGAGAGUAAAGAAAAAUGUGGGAAAGGACAAAAAAAUACCUUUGCCCCACCUGCACAAAAAUUGCAUAGCCCGAUGCCCUAUAACCUUAACUCAUCAAAGGAGGAGAUCCUGGAGAUCAGUUCCCCACAGGCAGAGGUCAGGCCAAGCCUGCUAAAGGCCGGGUUAGAGAAGAAGAAGGAGAAAACACCCACAGAGAAUGGUCCAGUCAGUGGCCAGGAGAUAAAAGGAAAGGCUCAAGACAGCAAGAAAGCAAAGAAAGCAAAGAAAGAAAAGGAAAAAUCAACUCUUACCAGUGCAGAAUUUGAGGAGAUUGUCCAGAUUGUGCUACGGAAGUCCUUCCAGGAGUGCUUGGUAUUUUGUUUUGGGAGGAUGGAAUCUAGCCUUGAUUUUCCAGAGACUUCCUGUACCCAGCCUACAAGAUGUACCCAGUUAGACAAGGAACCAGGAAUUGCUUCUUCUAAUACUUCUGAUAAUAAUAAUGCUGAUGGAGUAGUGGUACCUCCUAUUCUAGAGAUUUCAGCCUCUCAGGAAGAUGGAAUAAUCCCUGAGAUAAAGAUAUCUAAGCCAGGCCAGCCAGAUUCUGCAUCCUCUGAGAAGAAAGUCAAUAAAUUCUCCUUAAGCAAAAGAAAGAAGGAAGCUCAAGAUGAGAAAAUGGAGACAGACCAAAGUGGACAUGAGCACAGACAGGAUGACCAACAGAAGGAAACCAUUCAGGAUCAUUCCCAGGACAGGGACCAACAAAAAGGAGAAGGAAGUGGUUUUGGUCAAUGCCUAGUCUGGGUCCAGUGUUCCUCCCCAAACUGUGAGAAAUGGAGGCGGCUACAUGGGGACAUUGACCCCUCCGUCCUCCCAGAUAAUUGGUCCUGUGACCAGAACACAGACUUGCAGUAUAAUCGCUGUGAUAUCCCUGAGGAGACCUGGACUGGUCAUGAAAGUGAUGUGGCCUAUGCCUCCUACAUCCCAGGAUCCAUCAUCUGGGCCAAGCAAUACGGCUACCCCUGGUGGCCAGGCAUGGUAGAACCUGAUCCUGACCUGGGAGAAUAUUUUCUUUUUGCUUCUCAUCUUGAUUCCCUGCCGUCCAAGUACCAUGUGACAUUUUUUGGAGAAACAGUCUCUCGUGCUUGGAUCCCAGUCAACAUGCUAAAGAACUUCCAGGAGCUGUCCCUGGAGCUAAGUGGACUGAGAAAGUGCAAGAAUAAGGACUGCAUCCAGAAACUGGGGUUAGCCGUGAUGAUGGCUCAAAAGGCAGAGCAGAUCAGUAUUCAGGAGCGGGUUAACUUGUUUGGUUUCUGGAGCCGAUACAGUGGACCUGACGAUAAUGGGGAAGAAAAAGACUUACUGUUCUCUGGGGCUAGCAGCUUAGACUCCUGCUUGGAGAAAGAAAAGAAAGAGCCAGAGUUGGAGGAGGAUGAAGACGAGGAGCAAGAUGAAACAGAUCCAACUUUGCCUAAUUCCAAGUCAGCCAAAAUUCAAACAAAAAAACCCAAGGCAAGAGGAUUGGGGGUUGGGAGUGAUGUCGGUGGAGCAGAUGGACAAGAUGGGACCCUGAAAAGGAGAACAACAAAGAGACCUCUGUUAAACGAACCUGCACCUCCACCUGUGCCCAUAAUAGGAAGAAAAAAAGGGCAUGGAAAUUCAGGUCCUGAGCAGCCGGACCCUAAGAAAAAAUUUAAAGCUCCCCAAAGCAAAGCCCCAGUAAGCAGCCUAUCUGAAGAAAAAGAAGCUAGACUAGUGCCAGAAGUCCUGACCCCACCAGCUGCUCGUGGGGCCUGUCUUGUUGGGGGGGAAGAAGGGCCUGAACCCCAGGAUGCUGGAAGUGUCCCUUCUGAUGAUGGAGCCUCCAGUGACCUGGAUCUGGACCAGCUCAUGGAAGAUGUUGGAGAAGAGCUGGAGUAG